Messenger RNA from Amblyraja radiata (thorny skate), 9011 nucleotides. RefSeq names its product PDZ domain containing 2 (gene pdzd2). The record is from RefSeq and is a predicted model, not a curated record. The transcript is spliced from 26 exons. Lineage: Eukaryota; Metazoa; Chordata; Chondrichthyes; Rajiformes; Rajidae. The coding region runs from base 388 to 8625 and encodes 2745 amino acids. Gene Ontology annotation, molecular function: protein binding.
UUCUCCCGGAGGGUCGUGAACAACAUCACUUCACGUCUCCCGCAGGAGCCGAACCAGGUCCACCGCGGGCCAGACACUCCUCCCCGGACCGAGCCCGGAUUCAACACGACUGUCGGUGAAGUAACUGGGGUGGAACUAGUUAAGAUAUGUGCAAGUGUGGAUGACACAGGGGGGAAAAAAAAAUCAAAACAGCCAAAUAUAUGAAAGAAAAAAGUGGCCUCAAGUUACGAGAAGGGGGAACAGUUUAAAUGAGAAAACUGUUGCAAAACAGCUGUGCCUGAAAGCAAAGGAAAAUAUUUCAAACAGGUGAUUCCCAGGCAUCUGUGGAGACUUGGAAUCCUCAGCCGCUGGGAUUUUAGAUAAUGUGGGAAUACUGGGUGUCCCACAAUGCCAAUUACUACAGAAAGUGCCAUGCUGUACCUCCCUCUCCUGGAACGCUGGUUGGACAUUAGACUGAAGGAAGAACAGCAAUCCCCCGGACUUCAAUCAUGCCAGUCAGCCAUUCAGAUGCUGUGUGAGUACAUACACCUGAAUUUUGGAUUGGGCGCAACUGUCCGGCAACCAGGCCAAAAGGGAAGAGAAGAUUUUGAAAUUUGUGCGGCUCACUUGAUCAGAACUGAAGGGGACAAAGAUGACCUUGGACUGCGUUUUGGGAAUGUCCCCAUCUAUUGGGAUUCUCCAAGUGACCACGACAGCAAAAAGUGUAGAAAGAAGAGAAAGGAUAGCAAAGUGCCUGUGCUGGAUGUUGGAUACAUCUGGGUUACGGAGGUCGAGAAGCACAGUGCUGCUGCAAAGUGUGAGAAGAUUAAGAUUCGAGAUGAAGUGUUGAUGUUGAAUGGACAGUUGAUGGUUGGUGUUGAUGUUGCUGGUGCCAGUUACCUGGCUGACCAGUGCUGGAAUGGCGGAUGUGUCUACCUGAUCAUGCUCCGUCGGAUCAAACGCAAAGCUCCUCCUCCUCCUUCUAACGGCACCAAAGUUGAACCCAGCACAAGCACAAGCUCUGAUCCAAGUCGAAGCCCCACGCAAAAUGGCAAACGGACUCGAAAGUUUGGUGUUGUUUCCCGCUCCUCACUUAACAGAGACAGCCGGGAGAGUCACGACUCUGAGCACGAGAAUGGAUAUCACGUGUCCUUGGAGCCUGAAUGUACAAAAAUGGAAGCAGUGGACACAGAUUGUACCCACAAAGCCAACAUUGCCACUGAUGAUCAGGAUAUAGAAAAGCAGCUUCCCAAUGGGACUUCCGCUCUAUCAAAAGUACACUUCAGAACUAGACUUUCAGAAACUGGGAAAAGGGACUCUAAGCAGAGUGAACACUCCACUCAGCGGGAAGGCUGCCAGAUUUGGAAAAUGCACAUGGUUAAAGGUUCAGAUGGACUGGGCAUUCAGAUCACAGGAGGCCGGGGAUCCAAACGUUCUCCCCAUGGCAUCAUCAUUACAUCUGUGGAAGAAGGAGGAUCAGCACAAAGGGAUGGAAGAUUGAAAUCUGGUGAUGAGCUGCUAAUGAUUAAUGGACAUUCACUGGUUGGACUCUCACACCAAGAGGCAGUUGCCUUACUUCGGUCAGCAGCAGGACUUGUACAGCUUGUUGUUGCGAGCAGGGAUGAAUCUGAGAUCAAUUUCCAGAAGUAUCCCUCGACGAGUUUACCUGAUUUGGUCACAAAUUUCGCCGUUGUUGAUAAUUCCCCAUCUCCGACGGAAAAUAAAGAAAACGUAAAACCAGAAAGUGGUGCUGCCUCACACAGCUGCCAUAUGCACCAUGGUCAGGAAACUGUUUCAGACACUGCAAAAGGAGAACAUGAGCGAAUGGAAUCACCUCUGCUAAGUUGUCGAAGUCCAAUUCCAGGAGGUAGUCUAAUGAAAUUAAGAAGUCGAUCACAAGGUGGAGUGAGUCGCUUGGAAUCUGUUGGAGAAGAUGAUGAGCUGAUUGUGGAAAAUGGUGAAACAAGUAGCGAAACAUCAGAAAAGCCACGAGGAGGACGGAAACAUUCCUUGCCCCAGCAGCUUGAUGCAGUCGGGCCCAGACAAGAGUACCAAAUUAUUAAAAAGUCAGCACGUUCCUUAAGUACAGUCCAAGUGGAAUCACCAUGGCGACUCGCCCAGCCUUCAAUCAUCUCCAACAUUGUUCUAAUGAAAGGACAAGGAAAGGGUCUUGGUUUCAGCAUAGUUGGUGGCCAGGAUUCUGCCCGAGGACGGAUGGGAAUAUUUGUUAAAACCAUUUUCCCAAACGGAGCAGCUGCGGCUGAUGGGAGAUUGAAGGAAGGAGAUGAAAUUCUAGAAGUUAAUGGGGAAUCUCUGCAAGGACUAACGCAUCAACAAGCCAUACAGACCUUUAAGCAACUGAGAAAAGGAGUUGUGACCCUGACCGUUCGUACCAGGUUGCGCAGCCCCAGCCUCACUCCAUGUCCCACUCCCACACUGAUGAGCCGGUCCAGCUCUCCCAAUUCCAAUAUCAGUGGUGGAACUCCAAUACCAGGCUCAGAAGAGGGGGACAAUUCUCGCAGGGGGCCAGGACCAAAGGAUCGAAUCAUAAUGGAGGUGACAUUGAAGAAAGAGCCUGGUGUCGGGUUGGGGAUUGGAGUCUGUUGCCUUGCGUUAGAGAAUGGCACACCAGGAAUCUACAUCCACAGUCUUGCCCCAGGAUCAGUUGCCAAACUGGAUAGUAGAUUGAGCCGAGGUGAUCAGAUUUUAGAGGUGGACUCAGUGAGUCUGCGACAUGCGGCCCUGAGUGAAGCAUAUGCGAUUCUAAGUGAGUGUGGUCCAGGUCCUAUCAGCCUUAUUAUUAGCCGUCAUCCAAAGCCAAAGGUCUCUGAACAGGAAAUGGAUGAAGUUAUUUCACGUUCAACUCAUCGUGAGAGCAUAAGCAAAGAUGGACAAUUGUUACACACCGCAGGAUUUUCAUCAAAGAGUCCAUCACCAAGUGUAAAAUCCAAGCAGGCUGAUGGAUCUUCACUCAGUUGGACAAUGAAACGCUUUCUGGAACCCACAAGCCGUCAGGGUUCCCUGAGUUCCGAAACAGAACUUUCCCAAUACUUUUCGCACAAUGUACCCGGACAAUCAUCAUUCUCCGAAACAAUGGAAACGGUUUUUGAUGAACAUCUGAUGCAAAAAAACAUGAACAAUUCCUUGGAUGGUUCUUCUCCAAAUUCAGUGCUGAAAGAAAUGGACGCGUCCAACCCAGCGGAUCCCUCCGUCACUCUCAGCGGUGGGAAGGCUGCAGUGUCUCGUAGCAAUCAUGCGGAAGCUGCUCGUCAGGCCAGCCUGAAUGGGAGUCCCAAUUCGAUCCGCAGCCCUCUGCUGCGGCAAAGGAGGGUCAUUUGCUACGACGACACCAGUGAUGAAGAGGACUUUGUGAAAGCUGCAGAAAGCGUUCACUUUCAACAGUCACAAAGGGAUCCAGCUCAAAGGACACCCAAGGAAGAUUCCGAGAUCAUCAUAGCCACUUCGUCCGUUGAAGUUGACGAUGACAGCCAGGAUGGCGAAUUGCAGAGGAAUGUCAGCAGCGAAGGUGCCACGUCACUCUAUGGCAGCUCGCUCGAAUCCGAGGACAGCUCCUCGAUGGAGCAGAUGGUCGACUCGCCCUUCAUGCCACUGAAAUUCUUUGAAUCUUCCAGCUCCACUGAGACGAACCCCAGCAACCUGGGUGUGAAGGAAGGCCAGCUGGAGUCUAAGCGUUCGCCCAAACUGGAGCACAAAGCUGUCACCAGAGUGAAGAGCAUGAUGAGCGUGGAAUGCCCAGCCAACGUUCUGCGGCAGAAGAACGAGGAGCAUCAAUCCAACUCCAGCAAGCCCGUGGCCAGGCCACUGCCCCACAGCAAAAGGUGUGCUGAUGCCUCGGGACUUUCCCAAACAGAAACUAUACAACUCUUGCGCAAAGAGGCAGAAUCAUUUGGAUUGGAUUUGGAAAUUAAAGUUUCCCCAGUGAGGAUUCUGGUAAACGGUUUACAGCCGGGCGGAGUUGCCGAGAGAGAAUCAAAGGGAAAACUAGUCCCUGGAGAUGAAGUUGUCAUGAUUAAUGGUUUGCCGGUCUGUAACAUGUCUUACCAAGAGACCUGCAGCCUUAUGAACGACCUCCCACACGCCAUCACACUGGAAGUACGGAAACCAGUUUCUGCUGUGGACAGACUAUCCCGUAUCAUCUCAACAACCUCAACAGAUGUGAACUUGGUCGAGCCUGAGCUCUCUGAGGAUGACAGCAACUUAAAUGCCAAAGGAUGCUGUGAGGCCCAGGCAGAACUUGGUGGGGAUUCUACUGAGAAGAAGCAGGAGAAGUCAGAGAUUUCUCCCCACAACAAGAACAAAAGUGACAUCCCAAUCACAGACAUUGACGACAUUGUCAAUGACCUCAAUUCCACUGAGGAAGAAAUUGCAAAAUCAUGGUCUCCCAAUUCAAAAAUGGAUCAUGAUGUAAAAGUUGCUAAUUCAGUAAAAACUACCAACAGCACAAAUGAUGUCAGCGGUAAAUGUGAUUCCUUAAACAGCAUCAAGCAGGAUAUUCUUGAUUAUUCUGUUCUGAAUUCAGUCAACACAGGCAAAGUAUUUUCAGUGAACAAAACCUGCCUAACUAACUACUCCAGAAAUCUAAGUACUGAGAGAGAGGGAAAAUCAUUAAGUUCAACAGAUGUCAUAGAAAAUAAUGAGCAACACUCCAUGUAUGCUGCUGCUGUGGAUUCUGAUUCAGAGACCGAAUUUUCUGACAGCCCUCAUGUAUCUCAUGAUAAAAUGGCAAAGGCUCUGCCUGGAGAUGUUGUUUUCAGUCAGUGUGAAAGCUUGAAUGUUGCAGAUUCGGAUACUGAAGAGGUUGAAAUCUGCUACCGACCCAGCGAUCAAUCCACCACCUCAGGGAAAACUGUGCCUCCUUUGCCAAAUCAUAAUAAGAAUGAUUUGCCACGAAAUGAGAUUGCAACAGAAGAAAGUAAUGCGACAAUAUCUGUGGUCGGAAAAGCACACACAUACCCAUCUUCAACAUCCUAUAGAAAUGGAGAGACCUUAACUGCUUCUGCACUAACUUGUGCUUUUGGUGAGAAUCCUACAGAGAUCACUGAAUCACUGCCAUUUUCAGUCUCUACCAGGCCUUCCAAACAGAUCAAAUUUGAAAGCAAUGCCCACCUUUCUACCAAUGAUAUAAAUGAAGCACAAAUCGAAAUUCAGGAGUUAGAUGCAACUUCCAAACAAUAUCCACCAAAAAAUAUGAAUCAUACUACAGAUGUAACCAAGAAUCAUAAUCCUCAUAGACAAGGCCAUUCUUUUGAAGAAGUUGCCCGAGAUUUUGUUGAAAAGUUAGUCCACCAUACUGAUUCUGCCUUUUCUGUGUCUAGACUACCUUUUCAAAGUUCUUUGAAAUUGGGCAGAACAGACCAUAAUUUGUCCUCUUCCUUGGAUGCCUUGAACCAUACGGAGAGCGUAGAAAUUCCCAGUACAAGCCUACAGUGUCAGCAUCCAGUGCUCAAACCCAGGCUAUCUGCUACAAAUAAGUGUAACCAGGAUGCUGUUGAUGCAGCUUCAUCUGUAACUUCUAUCAAAAAGGAGAGACAAGUGCUGUCAAGCACUGCCAAAAAUUGUUGUCCUCAGCCAGCUCUUAAUCUAUCCAAACAAUCUUUAGCAACCCAAAAUAUGAAAUAUAAGGGGCAGAGUGAAAGUGGAACACCAUCUCAAAUGUAUAUCAGAGCUAAGCUUCAGGACAAAGCCCAGAAGUUCAAUUCGGCACCAAAACUAAAAGGACUCAGCAUUAAAAGUAAAAUAAAAUCUCAUUCAGAAAUCUGUGAAAAUGCAUCAAAGUCGUCAGAUGGAUCCACAAAUUCAGUGACCAUGCAGAAAUGCCCUGAAAAGUCACCAGAUAUAGAUCAGCUAGCAUCAACACUCUUAACUAAAAGAGCUUCAUUAAUAUGUGAUUUAAAUAACCAGAGUGAGAAAAAUCUACCUGAAAUGAAUCAAGAGAUAGUAAUUAGUAAAAUCCCUGCAUAUUCUUCAGGAGAACAGAUUUCAAUGCACUUGGCAACAGACGCCGGUCUCCAAACAAAGCAGCAAAAUAAAGAUGUAACUAAGUUAUCUGAUGUCACCAAAACUGACUUAAGCAAUGAAAGGCAAAAACAAGGAAUGACAGGAGAAUCUAGAUUCCAAAAAGAGCUUGAAUUACAGAUUCCAUUAGAUCAGAAGCAAAAAGAUAAAACACUUAAAGAAACGCUCCAUAUUAUCAAGAAAAAUGCAUGGGUUAAAAGUUCUCCCAAUUCAUUCGGGGAGUCAGGAAAUUCUGAAAAUGAGGAGAACAUUGUACAAGCGAGCCAGGAAAGAUCCACUGAAAUGUACGUCACACCUGUGACUGAAUUGAGGCAUUGUGAGAAGCAAAACGUGGUCAAUAAAAACUCUGAGAAAUUAUCACAAGGGGCACAGAAAGUAAUCGAUAAACAAGUACAAGACAGAAAGUCAGAGGAGCAAUUGAUACCCACAGGACCAAAACAUUUGAAAGAUUCUCCUGUUCACUCUUCGUGUACUAACUUAGAAGAUGAUCAGGAAAGCAUGGCAACGCAACGUAGCUUUAUAGAAUUAAAACUAACAUCACCUUCCCUGGAGAGGAAAGAUGUUAAUAGUGUGGCUACCUCUUCAGAACUCUUAGAUCACAAGUCGCCUAAAUUCCCCUUAAUGCUGGAUAAUGCACAGAAACCAAAGAAAGCCCCAAAGCCUCCCAUGAUGUUAGAGCAGACACCUGAAGGGCUGAAUAGUGGGGAUACAACUGUUGUUAAAAGUCCAUUUGACCAUACAAUCAAAGCUGCUCAUAAACAACCCCCACUUCUGGAUAGACAGGUAAAAUCAUUUGAGACUUUACAAUUACACACUACGGUUAAAUAUCCAGAAAAUAUUCAACCAAGAAUUGAAGUAACUGGGCCCUUGAAGAAAUCUUUGAGUGAAGAGAAGCACUCCAGCAUUGAUUUUUUUUCCUAUCAAAGAGACAAGGGCAAGUCAACUAUGGGAUGUUUUACCAAUGAAUUGAAUUGUCCACCAGAGAGUGGCUCUUUUUCUGUUAAACAGAGAAUUAAAUCUUUUGAAAGCCUGGCUAGCUUUGACAAACCUGUUAUCAGGAAAAUAGACGCACACUUAUUUGCCUCAUCCUGUGUUAAUUGCAAUGCAUGUUCCUAUGGUAAGCCAGCAAUAGGACGGCGAAUAUCGGGGAGUGCCAUCCCGUUAAUGACAUCCAACAUUUCACUGAGUCGGGAUUUUGAUGCAUCACGUGUACUGAGACGCAGUCUGAGUUCUUAUACUGAAGGUACCUCUGAAGUUGCCUUUACAUCGAUGCAAUUAGAAAAGGAUCCAUCGACCUUAGCUUUACAGAGCUUUGAAACAAACUGUUCAGAGAGCAUUGCCAAGGGGCUUAAAGAGUCCAGUGAAUGUGACACCAGCAAUGAAAAGUCUCAAGAGCAGGAUGUCAAUGCAUGCAAGAUUAACAAUUCUAAAGGCAGGUCAUCGGUCAAGCACCGACCAAACUCUUUGUCUCGCUCCAAGCUACGGGAGCUUAGAGCUCUAAGCAUGCCAGACCUUGACAAACUGUGCAGUGAUUAUUCUACUGAUCCAAUGACCAACAGCUUUAAAACUGAACUGGAGAUUAAGCCAAGAAAUUCUAUUGGUCCAAGUGCUGAAAGUCUCACAAAUAUUUCCUCUGGAACCUCUUGUGCUACUAAUGGGUCUGGUUUAGUGAAAAUUUACAGAUCAGGAAUUUCGAGUUCAAGGUCAAAGAGCAACUGGAAAAGUAGCACUGGAACUCUGGAUUCUUGGUCUGAUGAUGAAUCGACGGACAGCAGGAAGUUGUCUGAAAAUAAAGGGAAAAGUUGGUCUGUCAGCCUUGAAGAUUUAUCUCGUUCCAUCCUGGAGAAACAAAAAGCACAGGUGGUUUUGUCCUUACUAAUGGCUAAAGCUGACAUCACAAAAAUACUGCAGGAAGCUGAGACUGCAGCUGAGAAUAAAGGAGACGUUUAUAUCAUAGUGUUGGACAAAGAUGAAGGAGCUGGACUUGGUUUCAGUGUCGCAGGAGGUGUGGACCAGGAGCAUAAAUCGGUCACUAUUCACAAAGUAUUUUUAAGAGGAGUGGCAGCUCAAGAAGGCACUAUUCGGAGAGGUGAUUACAUCUUAUCCAUCAAUGGAAACUCCUUCAUAAAUGCCACACACGGAGAUGCUCUCAAUGUACUUCACCAAGCUCGCAUACCUAGACAGGCCAUCAUAGUGAUUAAAAAGGAAGGGAAGAAAAUGGAAGAUACUUUAUCCAAGGCAGAUUCAUCACUUCCUAAAGAAAUCCAUCCUGCACUUCGAGACAAUGCUUCCUUAAAAGACGCAGGAACAGGCAUGAAAGUGGACCUAGAAGGAGCUAUCACUGUGGUACUGCUGAAGACCUCAGCUGGUCUCGGAUUUAGUCUAGACGGUGGGAAGGCUUCAAUUCAUGGAGACAGACCACUUCAUAUUAAAAGAAUAUUUCAAGGUGGCGUAUCGGAGCAGUCUGGAAUGAUCAAAGUUGGUGAUGAAUUGCUUGCAAUCAAUGGCAAGUUUCUGCAUGGCCUCAUGCACUACGAUGCUUGGAACAUCAUCAAGUCUGUCCCUGAAGGACCUGUUCAGCUACUUAUUCGAAAACUUAAAUCAGUUUAAGGCAUGAAGUCCAAAUGGAGCAUUAGUUGACCAAUGAUAUUACUGGGCCAAAGUGAUGUGGUGAACUAAAUUAAAAGCAAGGAGCUUAACAACAGUGGAGUUUAAAUGAUCUUCAAUUAAUGCUAAAUCCUGAAUGUAUUUUGUGGUCAGCUCAACAUUGACAGUUGCACAAACUAUGAUUGCACUUACUGAGAAAUCCAUGCAUUAAUUAUAUGCACAGAUUGUAAAGACUCCUUAAUUUACCUGAUUCCAUUGAGCAUAGAUAUAAAAUGGCAAGCGCCUAAAGGGCCUGUCCUACUAACGCAGCCUUUUCAGUGACUGUCUUCGACCUUCAAGCUCGAGGGCACUCGCCUGAAAAACCUCGAGCUGGAUCGACUGUCAGCGAU